CGCACACGCACACAAACACACACACACACACACGCAGGGUAAGCAGACACUCGGGUGUGAACGCGUCUCCCGCCGCCAUGAAGCUGCUGCUCCGGGUCUCCGCUCUGCUGCUGCUGCUCUCUGGAGGCUUCUGCCAAGAGCUGGACCUAGCUGAUGCCUUCGAUGAUCUCGCUCCGACGCCUGCGAAGCCCAAAGUGGACAAACCCAAAGAAGACGGAGGUGGCUUAGACUUUGGAUUUGAUCUGGAAGAGGCUCUGAAACCAGAUUCAGACUCCGACAAGAAGAAGCCGGCUGAUAAUCCGCCAAAGAGCGGAGGAGGUGGCUUGGAUCUGGAUCUGGGGGAUGCUCUGGGUGGAGACGAUGAUCCCAAACCGGACAGACCGGCCGUCAAGCCCCCGAAGAGCGGCGGAGAAGGCGGUGGAGGAACGAUAAGUGACUCCGACCUGUUCGACCUCACCGGUGGAGGCGGAGGCGGAGACGGACAGUACAAGCCUGACGGAGGCCGAGCAGGAGGUGGAGGCAGACACCCAGACUACGACUCCGGCUACGACCCUCGUGGUGGUGCUGAUCAGCCUCAAGAGGCGUCCUCGGGACCGAUCGCCGGGAUCGUGAGCGCGGUGGGCGUGGCUCUGCUGGGGGCGGCGUCCAGCUACUUCGCCUACCAGAAGAAGAAGCUGUGCUUCAAGCUGCAGGGAGGUGCAGAUCCAGAGAAAGGCCAGAGAGGAACCCACUCAGAACCCACUCAAGUUCUCAGCAACCUGCUGCAGUCCAACUAGAAGACUCCUCCCCCUCCUCCUCCUCCUCCUCCUCUUCCUCCUGCAGUUCAUUCAGUGUAAAUAUCCACCUGCCCGCUGCUCCCGGGUCCUCCCGGGUCCUCCCGGGUCCUCCCAGGUCCUCCCAGGUCCUCCCAGGUCCUCUCGGGUCCUCCCGGGUCCUCCCAGGUCCUCCCAGGUCCUCCCGGGUCCUCCCGGGUCCUCCCAGGUCCUCCCAGGUCCUCCCAGGUCCUCCCACUCUGUCCCGUGUCCAGAUGUUUGGGUUUACUUGGUCCAGGUGUCACAACACCUGGCAGCGCUUCAAUCAGCUCGUUAUAGAGAGACUUUGCGUGUAAGUAUCAGGUUGCUGGUUCGAAUCCAGCUGAAGGAGCUUUUCAAUGCUGAAAAAACAGGUUUACUCACCGGGUCAGCUCCAGGCCCCGUUUCCAUGACAACGGCAAAACAGAACUCUGUCGCCCAGUCACAUGACAGACUGCUUUGAAAAACACUCCGACUCCGUCUCCACGGCAACGGGCGAGGAAAGGAACACAGGCUGGAACACUAUCGGACGGCGUUGUCGUGGAAACGGGGCCUGUUUAGUUUCCCGGUUGUCCGCCCUCGGGGAUCUUCAGCAGUUAGCUAGCCAGAAGCUAACCGCUAAACGCUGCUUCUGCUUCCAGAGACAGGAAACACCGCGAGGCGCCCUGGCUGUGGCUUCCACACGGACAAUUUCAAUUGUUUAUGCUAACGCUGUUAGCUGGUUAAGCUAAUCAGCGAUCAGAAUAGCCAAAAAAUGAGACUUUUUUUACAUUUUAACAUUUUUUACCACAAAUUUCAAGAUGAAUGGUGGAAUCUCCACUUCUUCACAUGGUCUUGUGAAUGUUCACAAGACAAUCUCAUGAGAAUUUGAUUAUAAAAUAAGAACAAGAUUUUUUUAACUAUUUGUUAAAGUGGAAAGAAAGUAGAAGUAGUAGUAGUACCACCGGUCACCACAGGGCGGCGCAGUGAGUCGGUCAGUGGAAUGAAACUAAACUACAUCAAAGUGUUGAACAACAGAAACAAGCAGAUUUUAAAGAGACGUUUCUUUUUGUUUGAACAUAUUUUAUGAGAAUACGUUUUCUGGACGGAGUAUUCAGCGGGUUUUUUGUUUGUUUUUUUCUUUUUGAAGCGCACAGUGACUUUUGGCUGAAGUCAGACUUUGUUUCAAUCUUCUAUCCUGAUUCUGCUUCCUGCUUUCGGCGUUACGCUGCGGGAGAUUUGUUUGUUUGUUUUCCUUUAAUUACACGAUGCCGGAAUCAAUGAAUGUCUUUCUGUGAGUGGAUUUAAGAUGUGUUCAAUAAAGUGACGUUGUACAGUG
Messenger RNA from Salarias fasciatus (jewelled blenny), 2109 nucleotides. It is a transcript of the gene cd99, whose product is annotated as CD99 molecule. The record is from RefSeq and is a predicted model, not a curated record. Lineage: Eukaryota; Metazoa; Chordata; Actinopteri; Blenniiformes; Blenniidae. Gene Ontology annotation, cellular component: plasma membrane. The coding region runs from base 78 to 776 and encodes 232 amino acids. Gene Ontology annotation, biological process: positive regulation of neutrophil extravasation; T cell extravasation; homotypic cell-cell adhesion. The transcript is spliced from 13 exons.